Nothobranchius furzeri (turquoise killifish) is the source of this 2819-nucleotide messenger RNA. Its product is annotated as chromaffin granule amine transporter. Gene Ontology annotation, cellular component: synaptic vesicle membrane; terminal bouton. Gene Ontology annotation, molecular function: serotonin:sodium:chloride symporter activity; xenobiotic transmembrane transporter activity. The record is from RefSeq and is a predicted model, not a curated record. Lineage: Eukaryota; Metazoa; Chordata; Actinopteri; Cyprinodontiformes; Nothobranchiidae. Gene Ontology annotation, biological process: xenobiotic transport; transmembrane transport; aminergic neurotransmitter loading into synaptic vesicle.
UACUGAUUUGAGACAGGUCCGGUUCUGGUUCUGCAGACAUGGUGUGGUUCCAUCAGGGCCGAGGUUCUCCCGGACUCGUCCUGGUGGUGGUGUGUGUCGCGCUGCUGCUCGACAACAUGCUGCUGACAGUGGUUGUUCCUAUCGUUCCGACGUUCCUCUACGCCAUGGAGCAUCCUGAACCGGGUCCACAAACCACCCAGCUUCCACUACUGCCUCCACCCAGUGUCAGCACACUGAUGCAGGCUUCAGAGCCACAGCAGAACCCACACCUACCUCCACUGGUGUCCCUGUUUGAUAAUACCACCUUCAGCCUGCUGGGGAUCCAAAACACCCUUACUGGAUCAGUGGGUCAGAUCGGGCCCACCACAGAACCUCGGCAGGCCAACGACACCAGCAACAGUUCAGACUCCUGUCUGCAGGACAGUGUUUUCUUGGAGGAGGAAAAUGUUCGAGUUGGUUUGUUGUUUGCCUCCAAAGCUCUGGUCCAGCUGCUCAUCAACCCGUUCGUCGGCCCUCUCACUAACAGGAUCGGCUACCACAUCCCCAUGUUUGCAGGCUUUAUCAUCAUGUUUGUGUCAACUAUCAUGUUUGCUUUCUCAGGAAGCUACGCUCUGCUGUUCUUCGCUCGCUCUCUUCAAGGAAUCGGAUCAUCCUUCUCCUCCGUAGCAGGUCUUGGCAUGUUGGCCAGUGUGUACACAGAUGAUGAAGAGAGAGGUGUGGCUAUGGGCAUUGCACUGGGAGGACUGGCAAUGGGAGUUCUGAUUGGAGCUCCGUUUGGCAGUGUCAUGUAUGACUUUGUGGGGAAGAGUGCCCCCUUCCUGAUCCUGGCCUUCCUGGCUGUGUUUGAUGGAGCGUUGCAGUUGUGCAUCCUGCAGCCUUCGAAGAUCUCUCCUGGGAGUGUGGAGGGACCGCCUCUAAUGACUCUAUUAAAAGAUCCAUACAUCCUCGUCAGUGCCGGAUCGCUCUGCUUCGCUAACAUGGGCGUGGCCAUCCUGGAGCCAACACUGCCCAUCUGGAUGAUGCAGACCAUGUGCUCCCCGAAGUGGCAACUUGGUAUGGCCUUCCUCCCAGCUAGCGUUUCGUACCUGAUUGGAACGAACCUGUUUGGAGUUUUAGCCAAUAAAAUGGGACGGUGGCUCUGCUCCAUGUUGGGGAUGUUCAUCAUUGGCAUCAGUCUGCUGUGUGUCCCUCUUGCCACCAGCAUCCAUGGUCUGAUCGGACCAAAUGGAGGUCUUGGCUUCGCUAUUGGAAUGGUGGACUCCUCCAUGAUGGCCAUCAUGGGUUACCUGGUUGACAUUCGCCACGCCUCUGUCUAUGGCAGUGUCUACGCCAUCGCUGAUGUGGCGCUGUGCAUGGGCUUCGCCAUAGGACCAUCCAUAGGGGGUUCUCUGGUCCAGGCCGUGGGUUUCCCCUGCCUCAUGGUGUUCAUUGGAGUAAUCAACAUCCUGUACGCUCCGCUCUGCUUCCUUUUACGUAGCCCAGCUGUCCGAGAGGAGAAAAUGGCCAUCAUUGACCAGGAGUGUGUGAUGCACAGGAAGAACUACAACACACACCAGGACAGAUGUGAGUUGACUCUGAACGACUGCAGUGAAGAAGAAACUGACGAGUGACACAAAAGCUCCGCCUCCUGACAUCGUCUUCGUUUUACUUUUAUGGUUACACUUCCUGUCCUGUCUGCACGGCUGCUACCGACUCUUUUCAAACAUCCCUGAUAGUUAGGUUGCAAAGCCGUGUGUGUGUGUGUGUGUGUGUGUGUGUGUGUUGUGUCUUCACUAAAUCUCUUGUCUAACAUACACUUUGGUGAGUUUCUGAUUGUGAACCAAAAUAAAAAUGAAUGAAUUCAAAGAAGCUGCUGAUGGGUUGGUGGUAAAAUGUGAUGAUGUCAUCAUCUAAUCAAGUAAAGUCUAAACCAAUGAAAGUCUUCAGGUGUGUUUUAUUAAUCAGCUGGUUAAUAUUAAGCAUUAUUUUAGUCUUCAAAUACAGUUAAACCUGUCAUCUGUCAACAAAACGUUUAACAUUUACAACCAAUCGACAUUCAGCUGACGCACACACACACACACACACACACACACACAUUUUUUCCCUUUCAUGUGGACACUGCCUUUUAGUGGCCCUAACUCUGCCCAUUUGGUGGCUUUUAUGUAGACUUCUCCCUGGAGCGCCCUCCACAGGAAACUCCCUGUGGUGCCACAAAAAGAUGGAAGUGUGUGUGUGUGUGUGUGUGUGUUAAUAAUUUCCUCUGACAGCAGAUCACAGCAGCUUCAAACUGCAAGCGUUUCCUACUAGCUGCUUUGAAAUCCGAAGAAACGCUCUGCAGGACCAUCAAAGGUGUGGAGGUCCUUUGUGUCUGAGCUCUGAUGUGGUUUUGUUUGUGGACCUGAGCAGGAAACGCUUCAGCCGUUGGAUCUGGAUUCGUGCUGCUGAGUCAAUAAGAGGUUAGAAAUCAUUUAAACGUGUGUAGCGGCUUUAAUCUGCGGCUAAUAUCACCACAAACACACACAUCCCUCUGAUGUCACUCUUGACUCAACAUCUGGAGCAGCUGCUCUCCGUUUUUACUUUUAGGUUCUUAAAACUCUUUAUUUUCUGAGUCUCAGAUCCGCUGCUGAUGGACCGAGUUGGGCGUCACGGGUCGGGUCGUCUCCACUCUGCAGAACCGGAACAAACCAGAGCUGAAUCCGGAGCAUUAUGGAGAGAGUUUCCACGCACAGUGAGAUGAAACGAUGCACAGAAAACACAUAAAUAGCCUGUUUUUGGUUCUACAACCCACCAAGGUGCUUUACAACAUGCCAGUUAUUCACUCACUGGUGGUGAUGAGCUAC